CGAACCAGUAGCAACUAGCCCAUCGUAGCCUCCUGGUCCGACCUACUAGGUCUGGUCUUGUAUCUGACCGUCUCUUUCUCCCCUAAACCCUAAACCCACAAAUACAGCCUUCUUUAUCUUUUAUUUGGUUGAUAUUGAAUUCCCUGCAAUGGCUUUCUCCUCAUCUUGCAGGAGAUUUAUCUCCAAAUCAUCUCUAUCGUCCAUCAAAUCAGCCAUCAGGUCAUCCAACGUUCCUAAAUCUCCCUCCAUGCCCACCAGAUCUGCUACUGCUCUCCCAUCAUCCAAACCACCAACCUCCCCUCAAUUCUCCUUUUCCAGGGCUCCAUGUGAGUUGGGAUGCGUUCAGUCGCUGCUGCCACUACACAGCGCGGUGGCGGCGUCGAGGAUGACAUCAUGCUUAAGCACUACAUCCAGGAGUUGCCGUGCGCUCUCUCAGGGCACAUAAUUCAAAGAAAUAAACUGGGGACCUGUUGUCUGCAUCUUUGUCAAAUGGAGUUGAUGGUACGUGAGACAUGUUUGCUGUUAUUGGAGGUGGGCCCUGUCAUCAACUAUACAAUCUAUGACCUAAAACAAUGUGGAACUUCUUUGGAUGAUGUUUCUCAUUACAGUUAUUAGAUACUAUUCGGCUAUUCAUUCAUAAAAACUUAUGAAAGGAAGUUCUAUGAUGACUAGGGAAAUUGUGGUUUGAUGAAUCACAAAUUAUUAAGAGUGCUCAUAGGAUCGUCACAGAUGUUGAUCUUGCAAUGCAGAAAGAGUUGUUUUGUUAAUUUAUAUUUGGAAUGUUGUUAUCUAUAUCUUGUUCUUUCGUUAUAGAGUGCGCAUUUCGCAGUUGUCUGUUA
This is a messenger RNA of Populus trichocarpa (black cottonwood), 839 nucleotides long. RefSeq names its product protein NONRESPONDING TO OXYLIPINS 2, mitochondrial. The record is from RefSeq and is a predicted model, not a curated record. Lineage: Eukaryota; Viridiplantae; Streptophyta; Magnoliopsida; Malpighiales; Salicaceae. The transcript has 4 exons. The coding region runs from base 149 to 445 and encodes 98 amino acids.